Molecule: messenger RNA, 2568 nt
Organism: Centruroides sculpturatus (bark scorpion)
Lineage: Eukaryota; Metazoa; Arthropoda; Arachnida; Scorpiones; Buthidae
Exons: 6
Coding region: 1187-2374 (395 amino acids)
Molecular function (GO): protein binding
Source: RefSeq, a predicted model, not a curated record
AGUUUGGUCUUUCAAAUUACAGCACGCUGCCAGGUUUCGCACGUUUUCAAAUUUAGACCAACGUCUGCGACUAAGAAGUUUUUUUUUACAUCAAGAGUAACAUAACUGACUUCUUAAACAAGUAUAAUUUGUUAUAGAGUGAAUGUGUGUGUGUGUUUUUUUUCUUAAAGAUUUGUUACAUUCUGCAAGUUUGUUGUUUAAAUCAUGUAGAUGAGUGUUCUAACAUAGUGAUCCAGUAUAGGUUUUUACUUUCAAUGUCUCCAUAAAAUGAACACCUGUGGACAUAAUGGAAGUUAGGGAAAGUUUUACUUAUUUGGCAUGCACAUGAGACAGAACACCAAGUGUCAUUUGGAUCAGAUUAGACAAUGAUCACCAGAAUCUGGUGUCAAGCCGGAAGGGAAUGAUAAAGAAUUGAUAUUUGCAGAAAUAGUAUAUUUAAUGGAUCUGGAUAAACCCAGUAGCUGUUACCGACAGGAAGUGAUAGAAAAUGAUAAACAGGAAAAGGGUUUUUGUUACUCAAUGAGAGCUAAGUAUCCUCUGAAAUACUGAAGGAUGAUGCUUUUUGCUGGAGUUUUGGUUAUUGUAGUGAUUUAUUACAUUGUCUUCUAAAUAAUAAGAAAAUUGUUAUGUACAGUACAACAAAAUAAAUCACAUAUUUUAAUGUAUACAUAGUAGACCUUAAAACAUAGUAAUCUUUCUUGUUGUUUCAUGCCUGUAAUAAAUGUUUUUCCAAAUCUUCUUAAGAGUUCUUCUGUUAAGAAGGCAUUUAUUACAAAACAAAUAUUUUUGGCUGAGAGAACCAAAAUAUAUUUGUUCUGUAAUAAAUUACUGCAGUUUAUGAAGAUCAGUUAUGUUACUUUACACUUAAAUACUAUCUAUAAACAGGAUUAAUUAAAGAAAUUUGUUUGUUGGUUGGCUUUUUUGACUUUAAAAGGAGAAAUUUCUUCAUUACUGCUACCGUUUAGUUAUGAAAAUUAUAAUAAUUAAUACAAUUAGUGAAAGUAUUAUUGCCACUACUGUUCCUUCAGAAGACUGGGGGAAUUCAGAAAACAUUCAUCACAAUAAAUAAUCAAAAAAAUAUAAUGGACAAUGAUUUGAAAAGAAGAAAAUUAUUGAAUGUUAUACAAUAUAAUGAAACUGCCAUAAUGGCGUUCAGAAACUACCUGAUUGAAGAAAGAAAUACAAGAUGUCUAAGUAUCUUUAUAAACAAAUAUCAAGAAACCUUUUUCAGAAGAUAAAAUUAUCAAUUACAAGAUGGGACCGACAGAAAAAUACCCGGCGGAAAUUGGAUUUCGGACGACCACGUGGUGGUUGUUCGAAAAUUUUCAAAAUGAAUAACCAGGAUGCAUUGACAAAGAUAUUUUCAGGAUCUGAAGAAAUCUCAUCUCGUGUGUUGAACAUACCUGAAGUUCUACUACACAUAUUUAAAUAUUUAGACGAUCGAGAAUUACAACAUUGUGGCGAAGUGUGUAGUUUAUGGAAAGACGUCACCGAAGAAGUCCUAUAUAAGAAAAUAGCAAUCUUUCGUAAGAAAAUACCAAUUACGAUUCUGAACACGUUACCGGACAAUUCUGAAAAACUACGUUCUGUUGUCGGAUAUAGUGAUAAGUUUGAGUACUUGUGGUUUCAUUUGGAACCAUUUGAUCUUUGCCAUUCAGUGAAACCACAUUCUCCUAGACUUUUAACUACACGGAUAGAAGAGGAAUUAUGCCAUGCACGUGUUUUUGUCCAUAAAAAUAAGGACGGAGGAAACAUUCAACUACCAUUUAAUGUUCACUCACCAACAGAAGACGAAAUCGAAAUAAAUAUUGCAAUGUUUCCAUCAGUUCCAGGCUUCAAUAUUCGUCAUUUUUCAUUUACAUCCAAAAAAUGCCUUAGAAUUCGUCUAGAAAAGAUGCCAUACGUUUCAGAGUUACUCCAGAUACCAGAAAAGAAACUGAAGUGUGUCAUCGGAUUUACGGAUUAUGGGAUCGAUUUCCAUGACGAUGGGAAUGGUGCAUACAAUGGUUACUCGCUUGAAAAACAUAUAACAAGGGGCAUUGCUUUCUAUGGUGAGAGAGUUCAGGCAGUUAUUUUACGUAUCGACCGCAGUUAUUAUUGUAUCAAAGAAAAUUUCGACAGACUAAAACGAUUGAAACCUAAAAUAGUGAAAGAGAAAUGUUUCGCAUUUAUCUUUUUUUCGUAUAUAAGGAAGAAAGGUAUAAAUGAAAUAGUAGAAGCGUUCAAAGCAGAAUUUCCUUUCUUUCCCUUUCUUGUUCAUCACUGUUCUCCUACAUUUGUAGUGUUGAAUCAACUCGAAAAUUACAAUUUCGAUUGUGUGAAAAAUAUACCAUUUAAAGAAUUUGCACGUAUAGUUUUUGUAUGGUACGAAUGAAAAUGUAGUGAUAAAAUGCAAUAUUUUUCUUCUCUUAGAAAAUUGAAUUAUGUCACAACAUUGUACAGUACAUUCCUUUGUAUUGGAAUAAGUUGUUUUAAAAAUAGUUUAUUGUAUUGUAGAGUUUGUGGUUGUGUAAAUACUUUUGUUUUGUAUAAAUAAAUAGUGUUGUAUACAAUUUUAGAUUCUUUUAU